This is a messenger RNA of Colletotrichum godetiae, 5187 nucleotides long. RefSeq names its product GTPase-activator protein for ras-like GTPase. Gene Ontology annotation, cellular component: mitotic actomyosin contractile ring; cell cortex. NCBI's taxonomy places the organism in Eukaryota, Fungi, Ascomycota, Sordariomycetes, Glomerellales, Glomerellaceae. Gene Ontology annotation, molecular function: actin filament binding; GTPase activator activity; calmodulin binding. The transcript has 2 exons. The coding region runs from base 1 to 5187 and encodes 1728 amino acids. Gene Ontology annotation, biological process: mitotic actomyosin contractile ring assembly actin filament organization; regulation of GTPase activity. The record is from RefSeq and is a predicted model, not a curated record.
AUGUCGCACCGCCCGCACCCUCUCAGACAAUCCCAUACCCUGGAUUACCCCGGCAACAUCAACCGUCAGUCCUCUACUGCUUCGUCCAUCGCGUCUUCAGGGUACUCUCUGUACUCUGAGAAUAGCAGAGCGAGUACUCAACUCUCUUCAGUGUCCAGCGGCUACUCAUUACCAAGUUCUCAUAAGAGGGGCAAGAGUGAUGGUUCGCGACUGCAUCAAGUUUCAUUCGGAGGAGAGAACCUUGACCGCAAGAGGGAACAAGACAACAACAUCUACUCCAUGACACGGCAAUCGCUACGCCCGCUUCCUCAAGCCCCCGCUUCUUCAUCUCCUACCAAGACACCGCCGACGGCCUCGACCCCCUCACCGCCUCGACCAAGUUAUCGCCAUGAACGCACCCAGAGCGUCGACAGCGGCAAGCUGUCACACGCCCAGUACGACGGCAGCACUUCCCCAACUCCAAUAUCUCGGACUCUGACGAUCCGCCCGAAUUCGAUGAUGCUCGGUCGUUCCGACACAAUCAGCCGAGGCAGUGCAGCUUUACCUCAUGCAUACGAGCCACCAUCCGCAGUGCACUCUGCCUCUCUAGCACGACCAGAUCUCGAAAAGCUGGGUAGGUCAUCCACGAGCCAGCUACGCACCUUAUCAAAGCUUGCUCAAUCCGAGUCUGCCGACGAAUUUGCCAUCACAACCCCAGCACAAGAAGUCAUCGGGCUGAGGGGUCGACGGAGAUUGCAGAGAGCAGACAAGCCAAACAACAAUCGAGCUGGUCAGCGCACCGGUGGAUAUGGCUGGGAAGGGAGGAAUUGGAUGGACAAGCAGCGCCAGUUCCUUCAGGCAUACGAAUACCUCUGCCAUAUCGGUGAAGCCAAAGAAUGGAUCGAGGACAUCAUGCACAAGUCAAUCCCUCCUAUUGUCGAACUAGAGGAAGCUCUCAGAGAUGGCGUCACACUCGCAGAGGUUGUUGAAUCUUUGAAUCCCGACCGAAGAUUCCGCAUCUUCCGACAUCAAAAACUGCAGUUCCGGCACUCCGACAACAUUGCCAUUUUCUUCAGAUACUUGGACGAGGUUGAACUGCCCGAUCUCUUCCGAUUCGAACUGAUCGAUCUCUACGAAAAGAAAAACAUCCCCAAGGUCAUCCAUUGUAUCCACGCUCUCAGUUGGCUGCUCUUCAGAAAAGGAAUAGUCGACUUCCGCAUCGGCAACCUCGUUGGCCAGCUCGAGUUUGAGCACCAUGAGCUCGAGGCCAUGCAGAAGGGUCUGGAUAAGCUUGGGGUCAACAUGCCCAGCUUCGGCAAUAUGGGAGCCGAUUUUGGUGUCGAGCCUGCGACCCCUGAGCCUGAAGAGACCGAGGAGGAGAGAAUCGACCGCGAGCUUGGCGAGAGUGAAGAGGCCAUCGUUGAGCUUCAAGCGCAAGUCCGCGGAGCCGUUGUGAGAAUGCGCCUGGGAGAUACCAUGCAGCAGCUUUGGGACGUCGAAGGGCCUCUCAUCCAACUCCAAGCUCUCAUCCGAGGUGAUUUCACCCGUCAAGUCAUCGGCUACCGGCUUCAGAUGAGACGCUUCGCGGUGGACUUGCAGAGCCUAGUUCGCGGCUUCCUCGUUCGAAACAGGAUGGCCAAUAAGGAGCGCUUUUGGAGAAUGCUGGAACCCGAUAUCUUGGAGCUCCAGAGUCUUGUUAGGGCCAAGAAGGUCCGAGAUGAGGUACGAGAUAAGAAAUCUCAGCUGGCACGCCACGCCGGACCUGUGCGGAAAAUCCAGGCAGCAUUCCGGGGUUUCUUGGUCCGAAAGGAGUUCGUUACUCAACAGCAAGAGACGGUUCAGACAUCUGGAGAAGUCCAAAAUCUCCAAGCGGCUGUCCGUGGAAUGUUGAUGAGAGGACGAAUUGCGGACGACCUCGAGCUCCUUGACAGACAGACCGACAGCAUCGUUAGCCUACAGGCUGCUGCCAGGGCACUGCUGACUAGAGAUCAGAUUUCGCGAGAGCAAGAGCAUCUGCAAGGCUCUGCACCCAAAUGGGCUACUCUUCAAGCCGCGAUCCGCGGCCAGACGCUCCGAAAUGACGUUGCAGCAAUCAAGGUUGAGCUCAGUCACCACAUCCCCGAGUUCGAGAGUCUACAGGCAGCAAUUCGAGGACGGGAAGUCCGAACCGAAGUCGCGGCGACAGUAGAGGAACUCAGCCAGCAUAUCGCCGAAGUCGAACUCCUCCAAGCAACAGUGCGAGGUAAUUCAGCGCGCAGAGAAGUUGCGACGACCAAGGGCGAACUCGCCCAAUGCGUCUCUGAAGUCGAAAGCCUUCAGGCCCAUGUCAGAGCCGGAGCUGUCCGCCGGGACGUCGCCCAGGUGCUCGAUGACCUGAACAGCCACGAGGCAAUCUUCGUCAACCUUCAAUCGCUUAUCCGAGCCAUGAUGGAGCGACGCCGCGUUGCUGCUGAUCAAGAUGCGCUCUCCCGCGUCGAGCCCAAGGUCACCAAGCUCCAGGCAUGCAUACGGGGCUACCAACACCGCCAACAGCACGCGGGACUACUCGAGGAGCUUAAGUCUCAUACUCCCGUCAUUGAGAAGCUCCAGGGGCUUGCGCGCGCCAUGAUGGUGCGAGGAGACGUCUUCAACCUGAUUUCAGAUCUCGAAGAAGAAGAAGGAACGAUCGCCGAGAUGCAAGCUGCGGCCAAGGCCUUUGUUGUUCGAGCCAAGUACGAAGAGAAGAAGCGAUUUUUCAAGGAGAACAUGGAGAAGGUUGUCAAAAUCCAGAGUCUGGUCCGCGCCAAGAUUCAAGGAGAUGCAUACAAGAGUCUUACUCAUGGCAAGGACCCGCCAGUCAACGCCGUCAAGAACUUUGUCCAUCUUCUUAACGACAGUGAUUUCGACUUCAACGAGGAAAUCGAGUUUGAGAGGUUGCGAAAGACCGUGGUCACGCAAGUUCGCCAGAACGAGAUGCUGGAACAGUACAUUGACCAGCUGGAUAUCAAGAUUGCGCUCCUCGUCAAGAACAAGAUCACUCUGGAUGAGGUUGUUAGGCACCAGAGCAACUACGGUGGCCACUCCAUCGGCCUUCUGGCGAACUCGUCAAUCUCUUCGUCCAACCACUUUGACUUGAAGGCAUUGAACAAGAGUUCGAGGAAGAAGCUGGAGUCAUACCAACAACUGUUCUUCAACCUCCAGACGCAGCCUCAAUACCUCGCACGCCUCUUCAAGCGCAUCCGCGAGCAGGGCACCCCUGAGAAGGAAUGUAAGCGUAUUGAGCACCUUAUGAUGGGGCUGUUUGGGUACGCCCAGAAGCGCCGUGAGGAGUACUACCUCCUCAAACUUCUCGCCAGAGCCAUGCGGGAAGAGGUCGAAAGCAGCAGAAACCUUCAGGACUACCUUCGAGGCAACUACUUCUGGACAAAGCUCCUCGCGAAUUACACCCGAUCCCCCCGCGACCGGAAGUACCUUAGGGAACUUCUUGGCCCUAUCGUGCGCGACAAUAUUGUGGAAGAUCCUGCUCUUGACCUCGAGAGUGACCCUCUGCAGAUCUAUAGGUCAGCCAUCAACAACGAAGAGUUGCGGACUGGCCGUCCCAGCCGCCGUCCUCUGGAUGUUCCCCGAGAGAUGGCCAUCAAGGACCCAGAAACAAGAGACCUCUUCAUCGACCAUCUCCGCGACCUCCGAGAGAUCUGCGAUCAAUACCUGCUGGCUCUGGAGGACCUCUUGCCAAAGAUGCCGUACGGUGUCCGGUUUCUCUGUCGCCAAAUGUUCGAGGCCCUUUGUCAACAGUUCAAGAAAGAACCUCAACACCAUAUCCUGCAGAUUGUCACAAACUGGCUUUGGCGCUUCUACAUGCAGCCCGCUGUCAUUGCUCCUGAGAACGUUGGCGUCAUUGAGAAGCAGUUGAGCCCUCUUCAGAAGCGCAAUCUCGGAGAGGUUGCCAAGGUACUCGGUCAGGUAGCCUCAGGCAGACCGUUCGGCGGCGAGAACAUCUACCUCCAGCCUCUGAACGCUUUUGUGGGCGAGUCGAUGGAGCGUUUGGCUCAAAUCACCCACGACCUGAUCUCUGUACCAGACGCGGAGCGCAAUUUCGACAUUGAUGAAUUCAACGACUUGUACUCCAAGAACAAGCCAACUCUGUACAUCAAGAUGACGGAUAUCUUUGCGAUCCACAACCUCAUCGUCGGCGACCUUCCGAUGGUAUGCCCCAACCGAGACGAUGUUCUCCGCGAAAUCUUGCAAGAGUUGGGUAGUGCCAAGAACAACGAAAAUGAGAUGCUCUCAGCGGGCUCUUCUGACAUUCAACUCUACCUCACGCCAAAGCUGCACGACAUCGACGAUCCGGAUGCGGAGGUUAAGGCUCUCUUCAUGGAGACGAAGCGAUGCAUCCUAUACAUUAUUCGCGUGCAGACUGGCGCCCAUCUCCUCGACAUCCUUGUCAAGCCCAUCAACCCUGAAGAUGAACACAAGUGGCGGUCAGUCCUGCGCGACGACAGAGUCAACGACGCAAACACCAAGGGCGCGUACUCGGACGCCCACAUGGUGGAUGUGACUCGGAUGUCGUACUACGACCUCAAGCGUACGGCGCUUGAGAACAUUAUGCGACUGGAGCACAUGGGCCGAAUCUCCAAGCACAACUACUACCAAGAUAUCCUCAACGCCAUUGCCCUCGACAUCCGCACCAAGAGCCGAAGACGUGUACAGCGCCAGCGUGAACUGGAAGGGGUUCGAUCGACUCUCGCCAACUUGCAUGAGAAGGCCAAGUACCUCGAGCAACAGCGCAAAAGCUAUGACGACUACAUUGAAUCCGCAAUGGCGACAUUACAAAAGAACAAGGGAAAGAAACGGUUCCUGCUUCCGUUCACCAAACAGUACAACCACCAGCGCGAACUGGAACGCAGCGGGCGGGUCCCCAAGUUUGGCAGUUACAAAUAUAGCGCUCGAGCUCUAGCGGAGAAAGGCGUGCUUGUCGGGUGGAGUGGCGUCACCGACUGGGAGAGGGUCAACCUCACCAUUUCGUGUGAUGAGGUGGGCGUCUUCUCGCUCGAGGGGUCGCGCGGCCACAUCCAGAUGCCGGGGGCGAGCGCCCUCGUACCCAUUGAGGAUCUGCUGCAGGCCCAGUUCGAGGCCCACCAGUUUAUGAACCUUUUUGAGGGGAGCCUCAAGCUGAAUGUCAACUUGUUGCUGCAUCUCUUGUACAAGAAGUUUUACCGUACGCAGUAA